UUGUCUAAGCUCCUAGUCUUGCAAAAGCACCAAACCUCUGCUUCUCCCUGAAGGCUGCUGUAUUCCAUGGAUUUCACAGAUUUUGUUUUAAUCAAGGGAAAUGGACUAAAAGGUCUUGUGGAUGCAGGUCUUGAAACCCUUCCUCAGCAAUAUAUUCAACCUCCUGAACAAAGAUUUGAUUUAAGCCAAGUAAUCACUGAAGAGUCCCUGCCCUUGAUUGAUGUCUCAAAUUGGGAUGACCCGGAAGUUGCAAAAUCAAUUUGCGAGGCUGCAAGCAAGUGGGGUUUCUUUCAGAUCAUCAAUCAUGGGAUAACCAUGGAGGCGCUCGAGAGUAUGAAGAGUGCUGUCCAUGGAUUCUUUGGGUUACCAAAUGAUGAAAGGAGGAAAUACUGGAAAGGGCAAUCUGUGAGUGAUACUGUGUGGUUAAAAACAAGCUUUGUCCCUGAGAAAGAGAAGGUCUUGGAGUGGAAAGACACUUUAUGCUUUCGUUACAUCCCUGAGGAUGAUGGGUCUUCUUCCUUGUGGCCUCCCAUUUGCAAGGAUCAAGUGCUUGAUUACAUGAAGGCGGCUGAAACUAUCAUUAAAAGACUUUUAGAGGUGCUACUGAAAAGCCUCAAUGUGAAGGAGAUUGACAAGCCAACAGAGUAUGCCUUGAUGGGUUCACUCCUCAUCAAUCUUAACUACUAUCCCCAUUGUCCAAAACCUGAGCUCACGGCUGGAUCAGGCCCACAUGCUGAUGCAUCAACAAUCACAAUUCUCCUGCAAGAUGACAUUGGCGGACUUUACGUUCGUGGAACCGAUGGUGAGGGUUGGAUCCACGUCCCCCCAGUUGAGGGAGCCUUGGUUGUCAAUAUAGGAGAUGUGUUACAGAUAAUGAGCAAUGACCGAUACAAAAGUAUUGAGCAUCGGGUGGUUGCCAACAGAAGCAAGAACAGGGUUUCAAUCCCUAUAUUUGUGAAUCCAGGAGCUGAAGCAUUAAUUGGUCCUUUACCAGAAGUUGUAGCAAGUGGAUAGCAAAACGGUUUCUUCAGCAAGGCUCAUGAGGAGGGGAAGAAGGCCAUCAACUUUGCUAAGAUAUGAUGGUCUUUUGCUGUAUCAUAGGAUUUCUAUGCUAAGAUAAGCCCAUGACAAUAAGAAUCUAAGUUACAUGAUGCCAUUCUGUUGUUGUAAACUUUGUUAUAGCCAAAAUGAGGUAUUUUGUUUAUAUGGAUGUUGUACACGAUUGGUUGUGAUGA
Messenger RNA from Tripterygium wilfordii, 1235 nucleotides. Its product is annotated as feruloyl CoA ortho-hydroxylase F6H1-2-like. The record is from RefSeq and is a predicted model, not a curated record. Lineage: Eukaryota; Viridiplantae; Streptophyta; Magnoliopsida; Celastrales; Celastraceae. The transcript has 2 exons. The coding region runs from base 67 to 1014 and encodes 315 amino acids.